This is a messenger RNA of Sabethes cyaneus, 1050 nucleotides long. Its product is annotated as zinc finger protein 33B-like. The transcript has 3 exons. Gene Ontology annotation, biological process: regulation of transcription by RNA polymerase II. Lineage: Eukaryota; Metazoa; Arthropoda; Insecta; Diptera; Culicidae. Bases 1 to 1044 code for a protein of 347 amino acids. Gene Ontology annotation, cellular component: nucleus. The record is from RefSeq and is a predicted model, not a curated record. Gene Ontology annotation, molecular function: DNA-binding transcription factor activity, RNA polymerase II-specific; zinc ion binding; RNA polymerase II cis-regulatory region sequence-specific DNA binding.
AUGACUUUAGUCAAAUACGACUAUAAUCACUUAAUGGAAAACUUUGAAAAUAUUUGCCGCUUUUGCCUGCUAGAGAAUAACUGUAUCCAAAUACUAAACAAUGGGAUUAACGAAAGUUUGAUCGGCGCAUCGGACUUCUUUGUUUCAAAGGUUGAUGAGAAAGACGGUCUCCCCAACAAAAUUUGUCAACAAUGUCUAAAAUGUGUUCUGGACUUUGCGGAACUCGAGGCUCGUUGUAAACGGUCUUACGAAGUGUUGCAGCAAAUCAUAGAACAGCGAUUUGAGGCAAACGAAAAAAACAUGCAAAAGGACUGUCCUGCAGGCUCAACAAUUUUUCAAGAGAAACAGCAUUUUGUUCCGCAGCAAAAUUGCAUUCAAGAUCAGGAAGAAGGAUUUUGUGACACAAGUGAGAAUACAGAUAGUGCAAAUAAAUUUCACGUCUGCGAAAUUGAAGACAACGUAGAAUUACAAUCAAUUGAUGAAAGUCAAAGUGAUAUAAAAAUAUUUGAAUGUUCGAAAAAAACUAAAACCAAUAAGGGAAAAAUCUGCCCAAUUUGUGGCAAACUUGUGUCACAAUUAAGCAAGCACAUGCCUACACAUUCGGCCGUUAAACGCUUUACCUGCGAAUAUUGUUCCAAAUCGUUUACUCAUGAUACUACACUUCGAAAACAUAUUCGAUCAGUUCAUUUGAAAAUCAAGCAAUAUCACUGUGAAAUUUGCUUACAAAGUUUUACUGACCGCAGCUCGUUGCGCUAUCAUGAUGUAGUAAAGCACAAGGAGGAGAAAAAUUUUGAAUGUACCAUCUGCAGGAAAUCCUACUAUACUUCGUCUGGACUUGCCCAACAUAACAGCUUGAAUCACGAACAACGGAAGUUCAAAUGCGAGAAAUGUGGCAAAAUGUUUGCUAUGAAGUUUCAUCUAAAAGAACACGAAAACACUCAUUCGGAUGCGAGACCGCACGCGUGUGUCUUAUGUGAAAAAACUUUUAAAAGAGUGAAAAACUUGAAUGAGCAUAUGAUAAUGCACAAAUGCUUAAAAAUCUGAACAUGA